Talpa occidentalis (Iberian mole) is the source of this 604-nucleotide messenger RNA. It is a transcript of the gene FUOM, whose product is annotated as fucose mutarotase. The record is from RefSeq and is a predicted model, not a curated record. The transcript has 6 exons. Lineage: Eukaryota; Metazoa; Chordata; Mammalia; Eulipotyphla; Talpidae. The coding region runs from base 10 to 474 and encodes 154 amino acids. Gene Ontology annotation, biological process: fucose metabolic process. Gene Ontology annotation, molecular function: racemase and epimerase activity, acting on carbohydrates and derivatives; fucose binding.
GCCGCGACCAUGGUGGCGCUGAAGGGUGUCCCCGCGCUGCUGUCCCCCGAGCUGCUCUACGCGCUGGCGCGCAUGGGGCACGGGGACGAGAUCGUGCUCGCAGAUGCGAACUUCCCCACGGCCUCCGUCUGCCGGGGCGGCCCCCAGGAGAUCCGCGCGGACGGCCUGGGCAUCCCCCAGCUCCUGGAGGCUGUGCUGCAGCUGCUGCCCCUGGACAGCUACGUGGAGAGCCCGGCUGCUGUCAUGGAGCUGGUGCCCACCGACCAGGAGAGGGGCCUCCAGACCCCCGUGUGGGGGAGCUACCGGUCCAUCCUCUGCAAGGCGGGCUGUACGAGCCAGCUGGCCAAGAUCGAGAGGUUUGCGUUUUACGAACGGGCCAAGAAGGCCUUUGCUGUUGUGGCAACAGGGGAGACGGCCCUCUACGGGAACCUCAUCCUCAAGAAGGGGGUGCUGGCCCCCGAAGCCCUGUGCUAGGCCUGACGAAGACCCGGGGCGUCAGGUGGAGGGCGGGCUUGCUCCCUGCUCAUGAAUACAGUGGAAAAGCUCCCGAGGUUCCUGCGGCAUCAGCUUGGCCUGUCCACUCGCUGCCCACUUGUCGCCGGGG